AUGGGCAACUCAUGUCACAUCAUUCCUACAUCCUAUUCACAUAAUUCUUCUGCCAUAUUAAAGUCUGUAUCAUCAGAAGAGCAGUGGACCAUUAUCGGUGUAACAUCCAUUCCUGCUCUACCUGUAUCAAAUGUGCAAAGUCAAAGCCAAGCUCAAUUUGGUACUGCUACCGUUACCAGUUCAUCCUCAGACUCAAAUCCCAGCAAAAUUCAAAACCCUGAACAAUCCUUAGACACAAUUAUAUUAAAAAUUCCCUUGUGUCCAACAUCAAUGACCCCUGCGUCACCUAGACAGAGGAGAAGAAAAGCUAAUAAAACAUCCAUAACUAAGCACAGUCAGACUGCAUCGGUUGCAUCUCUUCUUCAGAGUGCAAACGCAAAGGGAUAUUCCAACAGAGAUACACAUGAUUCAAGUAAGCCUGAAGAAAUGAAAUGGAC
Messenger RNA from Lymnaea stagnalis (great pond snail), 437 nucleotides. NCBI's taxonomy places the organism in Eukaryota, Metazoa, Mollusca, Gastropoda, Lymnaeidae. The record is from the annotation of a GenBank genome assembly.